CGAUUAUGCGUAUCAUAACGGGUCGUAAACUUAAAGUGAUUUGUGUACCGUAGUGAGUGGCGGAUACGGUGGUGGAACAAUAACAGGUUGUUUGUCGUUUAUAAUUAAUUGCCUGUUGAGCUCAGUAACUCGGUAAUCUCUUGCUGGUUUCCCUUGAAUGUGAAGCGUAGAUCUUGCCACUCUCCCGAAGUUAUCACAGAUAUUUUGAGCUAGAAUUCGCCUGCUGUAAACAUGUCAAAGCGUCCGUUGCCGUGGGAGUGGGUGGUCGUCACCUUCGCCGUGCUGGUUAGCGGGCUAGUGGCGCUCGUGUUAGCCGGGGGAGGAAUGAAGUUCGAGCCCGACCCAGAUGCCGAGGUGUAUGAUUCUGGUUUUGCCUCGUCUGGUAAGAUGUCCUUCACUACCCCUGAUCUCGAUGACGAAGAUCACCACUCACUACACAUGCCAGACCAACUGCUUUGUGAUGCUUGCCAAAUAGUAGCACACAUGCUUGAGACAAAGUUUGACAAGAUGAACGAGAAGAGGCCCUCCUUGAAGAAGAACUUAUAUGAAUCGGACAUCCUGGAUGCUGUUGACGAGGUCUGCAGUGACGAGUUCAGCUCAGUUGGAAUCAAAGAAAUCAAGGGAGUGAAGCGGUUAGCGGGACCAGGCCUGAGCACCAAAGACGUUCCUGGCAUCAUGCAAGGAGGUGGCAAAUGGCCCGGCAGAAUGAGGGAAGUGUGCACCCAGUACGCUGGAGACUUGGAGGAGGAAAACAUUUACAAUGCCUACAAGGAAAAGGAGCUGCAGAAAUUCUUGUGUUAUGAUGAAGGACGCCAUUGUGCGAAGGUUGCCAAAAACAAAGAUGGCAAGAAGACCAAGAAAGAAAGAAAAGUGGAAUUAUAAUUAAAAGAAAAAGGUGUUAAUAUUUUGUUGAGGGGAUUCCCUUUCUACAUGUACCAUCAUUCAUUGCUUAAUACUAAGGUAAAGAGUUUAGUUAUCUCGUUGGGUAACGAGCCUGCAGUGAAGGCCAUGAGUUUACAAUGAAGGCCUUUCCACACGAGAACAUCAAAUCCUAAUGCAAAUUCACCCUAGGUUAGCCUGGGAUAGCCCCCUUGACCAAUGUCUCUCAGUUGUUCAGCUUUUCAUUGUUCUGCACUUUUUCACACAAAAGCUACGUUAAUCUUGCCAAGGGGGUGAAUAUGUACUGGCACUCAGUGCAAAUACAUGUAUAUUGCGCUCACAGCUUUUAGCCCAGAGUGAAAGUCGACACGUGUCACUGCAAUGGAACCUGUGCUGCCAACUUCCGUUAAAUGUUUAAAACUUUUGUGACUAUUGAGGGUUAAGAACGAAAACUUGCUUUCUCAAAAUUUCAGAUUUCCAUUGUGACAUGCACUGAUUUCAAACACAAAAAACUAACACGUAUUCCUUCUUCUUGCGCACUUUGUUCUGUUGGAAACAUGUCUCAUAUCACACAACUUACUGUUUUCCUUUACAAGCUUAAGACCGUUCCAACAAGCUCCAAUUUUGGUGUAAUUUUUUUGUCGCUGCAACAUGUCAUUAACAGUUCUAUUUUUACUUUGUUUACAUUUUAAAAUUUGCUUCUCUUCGACCUGAACAUUUUUAGAGGAUAAUGUUUAAAUCAUUUUUGAGAGCAGAUUUCUCAGGCAUCCGACGAUUUUAACUCGUCAGCUGUAUGUGUACAGGGAAUGAUUAGUGCUAGGUUGUGCAUUGUGGAGCUUUUUUUCAAAUGCGGAUAAGUUUACCGUAUUGAGAACUUAGUGCCUAGAAAUUUUCAAUUUUGCAACGUAAAGGAAUGUGUAAGGCUCUCUCCAAAGAAUGUUGUCAUCUUGUUGCCUCACUGAAUAAUAUUUGGAGGUUUCAUACUGUGAAUUAAUUUCAUGGUUGUAGCUUGACAAAAACAACUUGCAAUUGAAAUCUACCUGAAUACCUUCUUUCAUUAGCACUGUAUAAUAUACCCUAUCAGUAAAUUUCAACUGUGCCAAGUGUUAGUGAUAGCAUAUCUCCAAGAGAUUCCUUUUGUAUUUACCAAGUCCAUCACUAUAAAUAGAAUUGUUUGGCAGUGCCUUGAUAGAGAUUUGUGAUUUUUCCUCGUAGUUACUGUUCAAUCUGACUAAAAGUAGAGUACUCAGAAAUAUGUUACAGCUUGUAAAUUUUUCACUUGAUUUUUCUAAGUAUGAGUCUGUGGAAACCAUCAAUAACAAAAGAUAAAGGAUGACAUUAUUUGCACAGAUUUAGAAAUUACCUUUGUAAGGAGACACUGUGUGAGACGUGGUUGUGAUCAAGUACUGUAUAUGUGGUGUUUUUCUUAUUUAUUAAUUAAAAAGAGAUACUUAUAUUGCAAAAGAAAUCUC
Messenger RNA from Acanthaster planci (crown-of-thorns starfish), 2351 nucleotides. RefSeq names its product marginal zone B- and B1-cell-specific protein-like. Gene Ontology annotation, biological process: regulation of B cell proliferation. Gene Ontology annotation, cellular component: endoplasmic reticulum chaperone complex; extracellular region. The record is from RefSeq and is a predicted model, not a curated record. Lineage: Eukaryota; Metazoa; Echinodermata; Asteroidea; Valvatida; Acanthasteridae.